Dioscorea cayenensis subsp. rotundata (Guinea yam) is the source of this 2313-nucleotide messenger RNA. RefSeq names its product probable pre-mRNA-splicing factor ATP-dependent RNA helicase DEAH4. Gene Ontology annotation, cellular component: intracellular anatomical structure. NCBI's taxonomy places the organism in Eukaryota, Viridiplantae, Streptophyta, Magnoliopsida, Dioscoreales, Dioscoreaceae. Bases 88 to 2196 code for a protein of 702 amino acids. The record is from RefSeq and is a predicted model, not a curated record. The transcript has 16 exons. Gene Ontology annotation, molecular function: ATP hydrolysis activity; RNA binding.
AAUGAUUGAAAGCUUUGGAAUCCCGUUGCGGAGCCCUAAACCCUCGCGGUCUUGGCGAUCUCGGGUGGAGCUUGAGCUCUGCUGUUCAUGGCGGUCCUCCCUAUAGUGGAGUAUGAGGAUAAGAUUGCGGAGACGGUGGAGAAGAACCCGGUGGUGGUGAUCAUCGGGGAGACGGGCUCCGGGAAGAGUACCCAGCUGUCGCAGAUCUUGCACCGCCGGGGAUAUAGCCGGUCGGGUAUGAUUGCCGUCACUCAGCCGCGCCGUGUCGCUGCUGUCUCUGUUUCGAGGAGGGUUGCAAUGGAGCUUGGUGUCCAGCUCGGUGAAGAAGUGGGUUAUGCUAUUCGCUUUGAAGACCGGACUUCAGAUAAAACCCGCAUUAAGUAUCUUACUGAUGGAUGUCUUCUUCGUGAAAGCCUUUCUAAUCCCGAGCUGAAUCAGUACUCGGUUAUCAUCUUGGAUGAAGCUCAUGAAAGAAGUUUGAACACUGAUAUAUUGCUGGGUUUGAUGAAACGUUUGGUUAAAUUACGAUCUUCAAAUCUCAAGAUUCUUAUUACUUCAGCAACCCUAGAUGGUGUCAAGGUGUCAAGCUUUUUCUCAGGUUGUCCCAUACUGAAUGUACCUGGGACAUUGUUUCCAGUGGAAAAAUUUUACAGCACUGAACGGCCGACGAAUUAUCUUGAAUCUUCUUUGAAAACUUCUCUUGAUAUACAUGUUCGUGAACCUCCAGGAGACAUACUCAUUUUCAUGACAGGACAGGAUGAUAUAGGCAAAAUGGUGUCAAAACUGGAAGAAAGGAUUCAGAAGCUUGAUGAGGGUUCUUGUAUGGAUGCUCUAGUUCUUCCACUUCAUGGUUCUUUGCCACCGGAAAUGCAGGUCCGUGUGUUCAGUCCUGCUCCUCCAAAUUGUAGGCGAUUUAUUGUUGCUACGAAUAUUGCUGAGACUUCUUUGACAGUUGAUGGUGUGGUGUAUGUCAUUGAUUCUGGUUAUGUGAAGCAGCGCCAGUACAACCCAUCCACUGGAAUGUAUUCACUUGAUGUUGUGCAGAUCAGCAGAGUGCAAGCUGAUCAGAGAGCUGGACGAGCCGGGAGGACUCGCCCUGGCAAAUGUUAUAGGCUUUACCCUUCUACUGUCUACCAUGAGGAGUUUCUUGAAGCGACAAUACCUGAAAUUCAACGAUCAUCACUUGCUGGAAGUGUUCUUUAUCUGAAAUCACUUGAUCUUCCUGACAUUGAUAUUCUAGAGUUUGAUUUUCUUGAUCCACCAUCACGUGAAUCUUUAGAAGAUGCAUUGAGACAGUUGUACCUCAUUGAUGCAAUUGACGAAAGUGGAACGAUAAUAGAUUUUGGGCAAACCAUGGCUGAGCUGCCAUUGGAACCUUCACUUUCAAGAACUUUGAUUGAGGCAAAUGAGUUGGGGUGUUUAUCUCAGGCUUUGACUAUUGCUGCCAUGCUCUCAUCAGAAACAGCACUCCGUUCUAACCAGAGUAAAGGGAAUGACAGAAAGAGGAAACAACCUUCAGAACUUCCUGAUGGAGGUGGCUGGGGCGAUCACAUACAAUUGCUUCAAGUAUAUGAAGCUUGGGAUCAAGUUGAUUAUGAUCCCAGGUGGUGCACAGAUAAUGACUUGCAGGUACGUACCAUGGUGUUUGCAAAGGAUGUGAGGAAGCAAUUGUCGCAGAUAAUACAGAAGAUAGCAAAAGGACCAUGUGAUGUUGAAUCAGGCAUAAGACAGAAAAGAAGUGAUAAAGACUAUCGAAAUUUGAGGAGAGCUCUAUGUAAAGGUUAUGGAAACCAGCUUGCUGAGCGAAUGUUGCAUCACAAUGGAUAUAGAACACUUGGUUACAGGUCACAACUUGUGCAGGUACAUCCAUCAUCAGUGCUAGAAUCCGACGAAAAUGGUUGCCUACCAGACUAUGUUGUGUACCACGAGCUCAUAAACAUUUCCCGACCCUUCAUGCGAAAUGUCUGCGCGGUCGAGAUGGCUUGGGCCAUGCCCAUCUUAAGAAAACUAGAAAAGAUGGAUGUCAACAAACUCAGGGGUGGUUCUUAUGAUUUGAAAGUCGAAACCAAAUCAGUAGAGAAUGAAGUCAUUCAAAAACAAAGUCCAGAAGAAACUACCAAAAAGCUGGCCGAGGAUGUUGAUAGUAAGAUACAGGCUGCUCGAGAGCGAUAUCUCGCCCGGAAAGCCAAGAAAUAAAGACUUGUUCUUUUUGUAUUUGUGAUUACAAGCAAUUUCUACAUGGAAAAACAAUGUGUUAUAACUCUUGUAUUAUUAUGGUUUUAAUCUUUACUCCAACAAAUAAAAAUGCCAUUA